AGCGGGAGUCACAAGAGCUGGAAACUCUUCUUAGCUCAGCCAUCGACUUGGAGAUUGCUCCCUUCCAUCCUUCAGGUUGGCAGAGACAUUGAAACUCUAUGCUGCUGUAAAUCUCAAAGGGUACUUUCAACCUCCUAGGGGAGACCUUCACCAUCGUAUGUCACGGAUUCACCUUGAAUAAUUUCAACAAUCAGUUACCAACACUUGCUCUGGAUUGAUAAGCUGAGAAUGAGACUUUGGGUCUUGGCACUUCUAACAAUUCUUGCACAUUUCACAGCAGCUAAAUUUAGCAAAUCAUCCUGGGGCCUGGAAGAUGAGGCUUUAAUUGUGAGAUGUCCUAGGCAAGGAAAGUCUCGAUACCCUGUGGAUUGGUAUUACCUGAAAACCAACGAAAGUAUAACCACCCAGAAAAGAAAUCGUGUGUUGGCUGCCAGGGAACGGCUUAAGUUUCUCCCUGCCAAAGUCAAUGAUUCUGGAAUUUAUACUUGCAUUAUCAGAAGUCCCACCUCCAACAAGACUGGGUAUGUAAAUGUCACCAUCUAUAGAAAACAACCAGAUUGCAAUGUUCCAGAUCAUCUGAUUUAUUCAACAACAUCAGGAUCAGAAAAAAAUUCCAAAAUACAUUGUCCUACAAUUGACCUCUACAACUGGACAGCACCUGUUGAGUGGUUUAAGAAUUGUAAAGCUCUUCACGGACCAAGGUAUCACAUACACAAGACCUAUGUGCUGAUUGACAAUGCAACUAGCAAGGACACAGGUGAUUAUACAUGCAAAUUUAUGCACAAUGAAAAUGGAGUCAGUUAUGAUGUCACAACAACCAGAUCAUUCAUUGUGAAAGAGGAAGAAAGUGUUUCUUGGUUUCCAGUAAUUAUAGCCCCUCCACAAAAUGAAACAAAAGAAGUGGAAAUUGGAAAACCAGCAAACAUACUCUGCUCUGCUUGCUUUGGGAAAGGAUCUCUGUUCAUGGCUGGCGUCCGAUGGAAGGUGAACAGAACCACAGUUCAGAACUUUGGUGAUGCAAGAAUUCAAGAGGAACAGGAGCAAAAUCAAAGUUCUAGCAAUGAGCUGACUUGUCAGAACACGACUUUGAGAAUAGAUGAUGUGAGAGAGGAGGACCUGUCGCUGCGGUAUGAAUGUCUGGCUCAGAGUCUGCAUGGCUGGAUACGGCACACCGUGAGACUAAAGAGGAAAAGGCCAAAUGACAAGCAAAGCACCUACUACAUCCUGGCGGGAUUUAGCACCUUGUUAAUGCUAAUCAAUGCCAUGGCCAUAAUGCUGAAAGUGUUCUGGAUUGAGGUUAAUCUGCUCUGGAGAGACCUAACUAGACCUUACAAAACGAGGAAUGAUGGAAAGAUCUACGAUGCUUACGUUAUCUAUCCACGGAACUAUAAAAAUAGUCCCGAGAGGGCCAAUGCCGUGGGCCACUUUGUUCACCAGAUUCUGCCUGAAGUUCUUGAAAAUAAAUGUGGCUAUAACUUAUGCAUUUAUGGGAGAGAUCUGCUACCGGGAGAAGAUGCAGCCACUGCCGUGGAGAACAACAUACGAAAGAGCCGGCGACAGAUUUUCAUCCUGACUCCUGAUCUGGUCCACAGCAGGGAGUUUGCCUACGAGCAGGAGAUUGCCCUACACAGCGCCCUCAUCCAGAAUGACUCCAAGGUGAUCCUGAUAGAAAUGGAGGCUCUGAGCAAGCCCAGUGGACUGCAGUUUGAGGAGCUUCAGGAGUCCCUCCGGCACCUCGUGGAAGUGCAGGGUACCAUCAAGUGGAGGCAAGACCACAUGGCUGACAAACGGUCUCUGAAUUCCAAAUUCUGGAAGCACGUCAGGUACCGCAUGCCUGUGCCCAACCGACCCCUAGGGAAGACACCCAGUUUGGCUUCCCUGAGUGCCCAGGAGCAAUAGUGCUGGCUUUGGUGUGCUAGUAAGGCACCCAGCUUCCACUGACCUGAACUCCUCCUCCUGGAUGACGACACUGGACCAGACACUGGAGCAGGGGCAGGAGGAGUGGUGAUAUCUAGAGGAGGCUGGUCUCUGAUUUCAUCUACCAACUUGACUCCCAUUUUCCUGAUUCUGCGGGGAUGCAAAACACCCAGAAAUUUCUUUUCUCAACCCCUCUCUCUUCAGCCCACUUUUCCUGCCUUUUCUCCCUUUACUGAUCUUUCUCCAUGUGGCCUAGCAUUUUUUCAUUAUGCUUUUUUCCCUCUUUCUCUCUCUUUCCUGUUCUCCUUCUCCUUAUUCCUUGUCAAGACUCCACAUGUUAAACUUCAAGCUGGAAGUAUUAGAGCUAAAUGUUCAUGCAACCUUGAAGAACACUCAGAUUUCCACAAGCAGAACAGUAACAGUCCU
Molecule: messenger RNA, 2343 nt
Organism: Neogale vison (American mink)
Lineage: Eukaryota; Metazoa; Chordata; Mammalia; Carnivora; Mustelidae
Gene: IL33R
Product: interleukin 1 receptor like 1
Exons: 11
Coding region: 229-1899 (556 amino acids)
Biological process (GO): signal transduction
Molecular function (GO): interleukin-33 receptor activity; interleukin-1 receptor activity; interleukin-33 binding
Source: RefSeq, a predicted model, not a curated record